Messenger RNA from Colletotrichum karsti, 2307 nucleotides. Its product is annotated as gamma-tubulin complex component. The record is from RefSeq and is a predicted model, not a curated record. Gene Ontology annotation, cellular component: equatorial microtubule organizing center; spindle pole; centrosome. Gene Ontology annotation, molecular function: microtubule minus-end binding; gamma-tubulin binding. Lineage: Eukaryota; Fungi; Ascomycota; Sordariomycetes; Glomerellales; Glomerellaceae. The coding region runs from base 1 to 2307 and encodes 768 amino acids. The transcript is spliced from 2 exons. Gene Ontology annotation, biological process: mitotic cell cycle; cytoplasmic microtubule organization; microtubule nucleation.
AUGCUCCACGAAAUCCUCCUCGCCCUCUCCGGGCACCCCUCCCCUCUCCUCCGAACCGAAGCUGCAGACUCCGAUGCGCUGUCAUCGUCAGCAAUCUCGCCCCCGGAACGCGAGCUCCUGAGCACCGCCGCGCACCUCAGCGACCUGCACGUCAAGCUGCAAAGCUACACAGCUCCCAUCGCGGCCGAGCACCCGUCGACGAUAUGCCGCGCCGUCGCGACCGCCGUGCAGUCCGUCCACCUGGCCGCCUUCCAGCGCAAGGUCCUGGAAGUCGAGGAGACGAUCUUGAGGAAGGAUUCGAGCUUGGUUGGGGCUUAUAAUAUUGUGCCUCUGACGGCGGUCAUGGGCGAGUUUUCCGAGUGGACGAGAAGGAUGGAGUGGUUGUGGGAGAUUGUGCAGUUCAUGCUGCGGAAACAACAGGGACAGACGUGCCGUGGCGCGCAGCUCAUCGAUCGGCUAAGAAGCGAGUUGCAGAGCGGCUACGUGGACAUCGAGAGGACGGCGAUGAGUCUGGUAUCAGUAGCGGAGACGGCAUGGCUGAAGCAGGUCUCUGCCUGGAUUCUCUACGGGCGGCUGCCCACCUUCGGCGGGGGUGACUUUUUCGUGCAAAAGGCAGAAGGCGGCGAUCAGGACUAUGUCUCAGUACCGACAUUGUUGCCCAAUUUCGUCACGCCCAAGACUGCGUCUUCGAUGCUCUUCAUCGGGAGGUCGUUGAACCAUGUUCGCGUAAAGAGCAGCGUUGAGUCGGGCCUCCAAGGGCUGGAUCACCUUUCAUCGCAAUUGAAGGAGUUGUCGGCUUUGACAUACCCGCUCGACACAGCCAGCUUCUCACGCGCCAUCACAUCUAUCCGUCUCACGCUUUCGCGCACGAUAUUGCUGAAGCUGUUGCCACUCACCAAAGUUGUCGAGGCCCUUCAGGUCCUGCGCGAGUUCUUCCUUCUGGGUCGUGGCGAAUUCGCCAUGGCUUUGACACAGCAAGCCGACGAGAAGCUCCGCAGUCGCUGGAAGAGGUCAGACAACCUCUCUUACGAGAAGCGGGAGGGCGUUGGCACGUUUGCGGUCAAGGAGGGCGAGGUCGCGGCCGUUCUGGCUAAGACAUGGGGAGCGAUGGGUCUGAUGCAGGGGCAGCACGCAGAAGAAGACGAGGGACUUGAGAUUGCACGAGAACUCCUUCGGUUGAAUCUCACCAAAUCCAAGCCCGCAAAGCCUCUGAAACUCGAAGCGAGCACGUCGCAACCGACGACCAAGACGUUGGCCACGACGCCUUUCCGCAAUCUGCUGCUCUCCGUACCCGUCGUUCUGACGAUGCAGAUCCCAUCACCUCUGGAUAUGUUCCUCACCUCGUCAGACCUCCAGAUCUACUCCACGAUCAACUCAUACCUGCUCUCCAUCCGCAGGGCGCAUAUCCGUCUUACCGAGCUGUGGAAAAUAACAUCUCUACGCCGCCACCACCCGGCCCCCCCUGGACCACCGGCGGGAAGCACCCGAGCUGGUCGAUCAAAAGUGGUGCUCCUCCGACAACGGUACACAUCUCGCUCAAAUGCUCUACGCAGCGCCUGGGUUACUUGUAGCUCGGCAAUCUUCUUCCUCUCCGAGACGGAGGCAUACCUACAGACCGAGGUUGUCGCAGGCCUAUGGGACGGUUUCCAGGAAUGGCUGACCUUGGGGGAGAAAAAGCCAGAGCCCACUCCGUCAUCCACGUCUCAAUCAAAAGCGCCCUCGGCAGAAGCGUCAGAAGACGAGGACGACGACGAUAUUUGGCUCGCCCAAAGCACAUCAAACCUCAGACUCGCUCCAAAACCAGACACGACACCAACCCGCGACCCCCAAAGCCUCGCCACGGCUCACAGAGCAUACCUCCGCGCCCUCUCGACCCGUCUCCUCCUGACAUUCCCCUCCUACACCGACCCGCUCUACAACCUCCUGACGCACACCGACCACCUCGUCGCCCUAACCACGCGGCUCCACGACGUCUGGACAUCCAUGGACCUCGAAGCCGACGCCGGCGUCGUCGAUGCCUUCGUCGACCUCGAGAUCGAGGAAGCGGACGUCCGUACCGCCAUCCGCGAUGUGGAGAAGCAUGUCAAGGACGGCGUCCGCGAGGUCAUUGCCGCGCUGAGGUCCCUCGAGGCCGACCCCGCCGCGUUCGCGGACGAGGAGGAGGGCGGCGAGGAGGGCGUCCUGCGCGAAGAGGGCGAGUACGUCCCCCGCAGAGUGGGGGGUGUCGAGAGGCUUCUGAUGAAGCUAGACCUCGCCGGCUGGUUUGGGGAGAAGAAGGAUGAUUUCUUCGCGUUCGGGGAGUACUGA